AUGGCCCGACUAUCAGUGCCCCCACUUACACGAACACUUCUGGGCCUGCUGGUUUUUUUCUCGCUCUCAAUGGCAGUUAUCCGGUAUUAUCUACUCAUUGAUUCGAUUCACCAUCACCACCAAGCCGAACAAAUGUUACGUGCAGCUCUCGGCAAAACUUCUCGCGAUACUAUCCCAACAUCUUCUCCUCAAUCACCAGAAAAUAAUAAUCAGCAUCCAGCACUCUCAGAACCUCUUAAAUUUUCCGCAAUCGCUGUCCCAUUCCUCGUCAUGGUCCCUGGCAUGAGUGUCUUGCGUUACCCAUGGGUCUUUGCAACUGCCACUUUUGCUGAAGACCAUAUUCUUUCCUUCUUACUCACAGCCGCCAUUCUUCUCGUCUCUGGGAAAUACUGCGAACACAUGUGGGGGUCUGCAGAACUUGCCCGAUUUGUCGCUAUACAAACUCUUGUCCCCAACAUUGUGGUACUCCUCAUCACUCUUGCCGCCCACUCUUAUGACCCGCUAUGCCAGCUCCCAGGAUGUGCACCGCCCGCUGACAUUGUUGUUCUUCCGGAUCGUUGGGUUACCAUCAAUGGCGGUACCGCAUUUGUCGCCGGGUUUGCAGUAGCCCUUAAACAGUUAGUUCCUGAACAUACCGUGGCUUUAUUCCGCGGCGCUAUUCGCAUCCGAGUUGCCCGUCUCCCAGCUCUUUAUCUCCUCAUCAUGGCUGCCUACGGAUUAUUUCUCGAAACUUGGAGUCGUAGAUCACUUACAGCCCUCGUCGGUUUUUUUUCUGCUUGGAUUUACCUCCGCUUUUUCCGUGUUUCCCAAAUUGACCCACUCUUACCGCUCGCAAAACCCUCUGAAGACUCGGACGCUUCUGUACCUUCUCCACCAUCCUCGGGUCUACGCCGCCAAUCUUCCAAUCUCCAUCGUCCCACCUCUCAGACAGUCUGUGGAGAUGCUGCAGAUUCCUUUGCACUCGCCCACUUUUUCCCAGACCCUCUUGCGUCACUUGUUGCUGCAGUUGGCGCUGUUCUCUACCCGAUUUUCGUUCGUCUCCGUAUCCUCCCAUCAUUUUCACCCCAGGAUGUUGGUGACGCAAAUGUUCGUGCUGCACUACGUGGUGCCGCCGCUGGAACCGCAGGCACAGGUUCCCCCUACGCGUAUCUGCGGCAAGGCGGCGCUGCUGCGUUUGCCGCUGCUGCUGCUGCUGCAAACAGUGCAAUUGGCAGUAGUGUGCGUGCACAAACAGAGCGCCGCCGAGCCAUGGCUCUGCGCGCGCUUGACUCUAAGAUUAACAGCCCGCUGCAUUCAUCGGAAGAAGUUACAGUGGUACGAGUAGCCGCACCGAGUGUGACACCAAGCGAUACACCACGGCCGGAAUCGCCAGCUCCAGACGUGGAUCUUGCGCGUCCAAACCGGGCGGUUCUUCCGCCAAAACGGCCGGAUGCUUAA
This is a messenger RNA of Magnusiomyces paraingens, 1437 nucleotides long. RefSeq lists its product as uncharacterized. NCBI's taxonomy places the organism in Eukaryota, Fungi, Ascomycota, Dipodascomycetes, Dipodascales, Dipodascaceae. Gene Ontology annotation, biological process: retrograde vesicle-mediated transport, Golgi to endoplasmic reticulum. The record is from RefSeq and is a predicted model, not a curated record. Gene Ontology annotation, cellular component: Golgi apparatus; membrane. Bases 1 to 1437 code for a protein of 478 amino acids. The transcript has a single exon.